Molecule: messenger RNA, 1597 nt
Organism: Cucumis sativus (cucumber)
Lineage: Eukaryota; Viridiplantae; Streptophyta; Magnoliopsida; Cucurbitales; Cucurbitaceae
Exons: 3
Coding region: 206-784 (192 amino acids)
Source: RefSeq, a predicted model, not a curated record
UGAAGCCCCGUAUGCUGCAAGAAUCAGUGUUGCCAAUCGAGGUUGCAACGUUUCAAAUGCAACUGAUCAGCAUACCAUUCAAAAUUUGAAUUUUCAACAUGACGAGUUUGUAACUUUAGUGCCCCUUGGAGAAGAAAAUGAAAUUCAGGGUAUGUGUAAUUCAGGUUUUGUUCCACAAGAUAGUACAAUUUAAAUUAUUCUCCAUAUGUUGCUUAAUUAUCUCAUAACGGUUUAUUUAAACCAGGAUGCAGUGCAUGACAGCAACGGUCUGGUUUCUUUUGCAGAAAUAGAGAACAACACGACAGCUAGUAUUGCAAAAUUAUCCAAUACUCUUGGUAAUUUGGAUGAGACACAUUGUUCUUGCUCUAAACAUAGCGCAAAGAGAGUUUGGGAAGCAUCACUUUCUUCCCUGAAGUCAAAGAAAGUAAAAGGAGUCAAUCUGGACCAUUUCCAUUCCCACUCUAACAAAAAUCUUGAUCCUAAAAGUGAUGUAUACGAUACCUGCUCUCCAGGAUGCUCUUUAGCCAAUUCAAAGCAUGAGAUUUUAUCAAGUAUUUAUCCUAAAAAUCCAACCAAUCAGUGUACACAAAAUUUCUGUCAAGAAUUUGGAAGUGUAAAUGUGGCAUCAGAGGACCUCAAUUCUGAAGAGAACACAUUAGGAAAAUCAUUUAAAAUUAUGCUGAUGAACAUUGCAGACGAAACUAAGAAAACUCAGCUCAUGAAGAGCUUGGAUUUUCUCCUCCAGUUGGUUAAAGGAAACCUAACGGGAAGGCAGAUUUGUUGACGAGUUGCCUUACAUACUAAAUGAUGAUGACUACAUAUCGAAGUAUCGAGCCAGCCUAAAAGCUGCAGUUCUCAGGGCAAAAGCAUGUUCUUGAGCUUUAUUUGAAGGGUAUGAUGUUUGCAUAUCAGCUCACGCUCAACCACCACCUAAAACUCUAUCCCUGAUAGUCAAGUCAACCGGUGGAAAUGUAAGUUCUCUGUUAUUGUACAAAUCUCGAGUACUAGGUUUGGUUCUCUAUAUUACAUAUACAACCACUAUAAUAUGGCUAUCCUCCCAUCUAAUGAAGACGUGAAGUUCUCAACAAACAAGCACGUAUACGAAUUCUAGACAUGGGUCAAUAAAUCAUAGACAUGGUGACGUGUCAUUUUUUUCUAAAAAAUAUAGGAUAGUGCUAGAACACAGUUUUAAUAUAUAUAAUUUAAAAAGUAUGUAUCAUAUUUAUAUAGAAAUUCAAAGUCAAUAAGUUUAUGUAUUUAUAUGCUUAAAAAUAAGCUUGUCCUUCACUCAAAACUUAUUCAAAGCCAAGAGUUUAAUAUGUGUGUGUGACCAAUCUUGACCUUUAUUGCAUUGGAAUACUUGUUGUCUAACACAUCUACUGUACUAACUAGUGUUCAACACGUGUUCUCCGAGUGUUCCAUACAUAUUGUUUAUUGAUACACUAGCCAAACUAGAGUGUAUGUGCUUCUUAAGUCUUUAAUAUUUAUGUUUGUUUUGAUCCUAGGAAUUGAGCAUGUAAUGUAAAAAGUCUAUGCACAAGGGGUCAUAUGGCCAUCUCCGUGUUUCUUUAAUUAUCAAAUUUGUUCAAGUUUUUAA